GAUUUAAAAAUCACACUCUUUAGACAUUCGAUAGCCUAUGUUCUUUGUGUCUUGAACAAUACAGUGAAACUCACAUCAGGGGAAUAUUUAUAUAGUCGCGAGCAGUCUUGAAAUUGAGAGAGAGAAGUGUGUGUGUGUGUGUGUGUGUGGGAGAGAUGAAUAAAAAUGGUUCCUGAAUAUAAAGUGAUGAGGCGAUCGAUAGGCCUGUAUUAUUCUAAAAUAAACUUUAGCACAUUAAAUUAAAUGUGUGAUCGAAUGCGAAUUUGGUGUCUGUUAUGAUCGCCUUUUCUAUCUAUCAAAUAAUUUAUUGUACACCAUGUUUAGUUUGUCUUCGUUCUGACAUCCAAUUUAAUCUAACAGUCAGAAGCUCUGAAAGUGUUCAAAUAAUAGGCUAAUAAUUAAAAAAUGAAAGCAUGAUUUAUCCGUUCGGACACGAUUAGCCUAUUCGUGGCACAGCGCUUUGCUGAAACAAAUGUGAUUCCCCGCAUAACAUUAAACGCUGAUGAUCUGCAUUAAUAUCUCCGGAUUAAUGAUAUGCUCAGUAAUGAUUUUGACGCGCUAUCUUCUCCAGGUGUAAUAGCGCCCGUGCGGAGCGAGACCUGAUGUUGUGUGCGCGAAACGAGGCCAACAGUGACGCUGUGCGCACGAGUCCUGAAGUUCAUGUUGUUUUCCGGGUCCCACAGCCCGACAGAUGCGAGUCCUAAUGAUGUUGACAUCUUCACACAACAGCGCUGUUUCGCGGCAGCAAUAGAGUUCUCAAACACCUUUUUAUAAGUCUGAAGUCUUUCCCCUCCACCCGACCUGUUAAAACCACGCCUACGGAGCGACACAAUUGGUCCGAAAGCGUGAAAGAGCCAAUCAACAGAGAGCUGGAGCUCGAAACACGCAACACAUCCAAACACACCGAAUCCCAUGGAGUUCAGACGCGCUGGGAACAUCUCCGUGCUGGACCCCGUUCUCCACGGAUCGUGUGUGAGAUGUGUGUGUGCGCGCGAGAGAGGACGAGUGUGUGCGCGCGUGUGAAGGUGUAUCCCUCCAACAAGUAAAGACAGAGGAAUUAUUCCGAGGCAACGAAAUAUUUCAACACAUCUCUUUGGCAGGACUCGGGACGAUCUCAUUAUUAUCAUCACAUGUCUGUUUUAAAGAAAGCUGAAGGUACCCGACAAACACCGCGUCUUUAAUUCAUUUAAUCUUUCGGGGUUUGUUUUUUCUUCUCGAUUUCUCAGACAAGCGGCAGAUUAAUGGAUCGCUGUUUCUCACUUUCUCUUUUACACACUUUUCGUGUUAUGGAAUCGAGCUAGUGAGACAAUUCAGAAUCUCGCGCACCGAGUGAGGCACUUCUCCAGCGCUGACUCGUUUCUAGCUGAUUUCUCGUUUUUAAGGAACACCGCGUCACCUCUGCAAUCUGGACUUGGAUGAGCUUUCCGAUGAGAGAUCCAGUUAUUCAAGGAUCCAGUAUGGCAUAUCACCCGUUUUUACCUCACCGGAGUCCGGAGUUUGCCAUGAGCGCGAUGCUGGGUCACCAGCCGCCCUUCUUCCCGGCCCUGGCACUGCCACCCUCGGGCUCGCUGGCGCUGGGCAAGCCGAUCAUGGAGCAGCUGAUGACCGCAGAGACCGGCCUCCACUUCUCCUCUCUGGGACACCAGGCCUCGCAUCUCCGGCCUCUGAAGACACUCGAGCCCGAGGAGGAGGUGGACGACGACCCGAAAGUGCACCUGGAAGCCAAGGAGCUCUGGGAUCUGUUUCACAAGCGCGGCACAGAAAUGGUCAUCACGAAAUCUGGAAGGCGAAUGUUCCCUCCGUUUAAAGUCAGAUGCUCGGGAUUGGACAAAAAGGCCAAAUAUAUUCUGUUGAUGGAUAUCGUAGCGGCGGACGACUGCAGGUAUAAGUUCCACAACUCUCGCUGGAUGGUGGCAGGAAAAGCUGACCCCGAAAUGCCAAAACGCAUGUACAUUCACCCCGACAGUCCGGCCACUGGAGAGCAAUGGAUGUCUAAAGUCGUCAAUUUCCACAAACUUAAACUGACGAAUAACAUCUCCGACAAGCAUGGAUUUACGAUACUAAACUCCAUGCACAAAUACCAGCCGAGAUUUCACAUUGUGAGAGCCAACGAUAUCCUGAAGCUCCCGUACAGCACGUUCAGGACAUACGUGUUCCCCGAGACGGACUUCAUUGCUGUCACUGCCUACCAGAACGACAAGAUCACACAACUGAAAAUUGAUCACAAUCCUUUUGCAAAAGGGUUUCGUGACACUGGAAAUGGGAGACGCGAAAAAAGAAAACAGCUGGCUCUGCAGUCGAUGCGUUCCUACGAGGAGCAGAAGAAGGAGAACGGCACUUCCGACGAUUCCUCCGGAGAACAGGCGUCCUUCAAAUGCUUCCGCCGGGACUCUUCUCCUGCGGUCUCCACGGUCGGACAGAACAACUUAAAGGACUUCUGUGACAGCGAUGAAGACAGUGAUGACGAAGACAAAGAUGGGAACGCGAAAGACGUGCCAGACUCGAGUAAAAUCUCCACCACGACCGAGGACUCGAAGGACCCCGAUGCGAGUUUAAGCAAAGGUGUGUUUGGGGAAAGUGAGAGGACUGAGAAAGAGAGUCCCGUCACGCUGAUCUCGAGCACCACUCGGUCCGGGGACGAGCUCAAGAGUCCGACAGCCCGAGAACCGGCCAAAGCCGACGAGUCCCGGACAGCCAGCAAAGAAAACUACAUGCCAUUGACUGUCCAAACAGAUGGCGCCGCGCACUUGAAUCAAAACCACUUGCACAGUUUCGGAUUUCCGCAGGGUUUGGCUGGGCAGCAGUUUUUCAAUCACUUGGGCGGUUCAAUGACCCAUCCCUUCCUCUUACACCCGGGCCAGUUCAGCAUGGGAGGCGCGUUCUCCAGCAUGGCUGCGGGGAUGGGCCCGCUAUUGGCCGCGGUGUCCUCGGGAGGGGUCAGUGCGAUGGAGCCCGGGAGCAUGUCUUCACCCACGGGCCAACCGAUGCCCUUCCACCUGCAGCAGCACGUGCUCGCCUCUCAGGUAGGACAUGCGUGCUGAGUGCAUGGAAAUGCGUGUCUAUAGCACGAAUUGUAUUUAUCGUUUGCAACUUAUACGCAGAAAAAGAGUUUUUACGUGCAUAUGAUACAUGCAUUUUAAAUGCAUGCUUCAGUCCUGAUCAUAACCCUGGCAGGAUGUUUAUGUUAGCGCUUUUUGUGUUUUUGCAUAUGAUACGCACUGUAACCCCUUGGCCUGGAUUAGUGGUGUGAAGUGCGUGGAUAUUACACGCAAUAAAAAUGCUGCACGCGAAAACUGCGUAUUAAUUGCACGAUAAAUACCAUUCGUGCUAGAUAAUAACCCUGGAAGGUUGUUUAUGAAGUAUUUUAGCGUUUUGUUGGUGCAUUAGAAGUUUUGGAGAAAAAAAACUAGGCGUGGCAUAUAUUGCAGUGUUUAAGUGUCUAUGUUGCACAGUCCAUAAAUUGUCAGCAAAUAUAGAACAACUGACAACUGUUGCUCGAGAUUAGCAGUAAAGAUGUUCGUGACGGAUGUGUGCAGACAGCAAUUAAUUCAUAA
Messenger RNA from Pimephales promelas (fathead minnow), 3554 nucleotides. Lineage: Eukaryota; Metazoa; Chordata; Actinopteri; Cypriniformes; Leuciscidae. The record is from RefSeq and is a predicted model, not a curated record.